Messenger RNA from Prosopis cineraria, 1889 nucleotides. RefSeq names its product probable polyol transporter 6. NCBI's taxonomy places the organism in Eukaryota, Viridiplantae, Streptophyta, Magnoliopsida, Fabales, Fabaceae. Bases 62 to 1624 code for a protein of 520 amino acids. Gene Ontology annotation, cellular component: membrane. Gene Ontology annotation, biological process: transmembrane transport. Gene Ontology annotation, molecular function: carbohydrate transmembrane transporter activity. The transcript is spliced from 2 exons. The record is from RefSeq and is a predicted model, not a curated record.
UCAGGUUCUGUCCAGUUUUGGAAACGGCCCCUUUCGUUUUUCUGCAUUUCCUCUUUCAGAGAUGGAGGACAGCCCUGAUCCAGAACAGGGCAAGCACCACUAUUACCAACCACUUCCUGCUUCGGAUUCUUACGCUGCAAACACUAAUCUGAAGUAUCAGAGAAAAGGAGAAGGAUCAUCAUGGGUGGAAGAAGACGAUUCUGCAGCUGGAUACCAUAAAGACAAUCCUCGUCUCAAUAUAUACGCUCUUGCUUGUGCUAUUUUGGCUUCUACCAACUCCGUUCUCUUGGGAUACGAUAUUGGGGUGAUGAGUGGUGCUGUGUUGUUCAUAAAGGAAAAUCUGAGAAUAACAUCAACGCAAGUAGAAAUCCUAGUGGGUUGCCUGAACGUGUGUUCAUUGAUCGGAUCUCUGGCCUCCGGCAAGACCUCAGACACUAUAGGGAGGCGUUACACCAUAAUCCUAGCAGCAUCAACAUUUCUGAUAGGUUCACUCUUGAUGGGGAUGGCACCUUCAUUCACAUUCCUCAUGGCAGGACGUGUAGUUGCAGGCAUUGGAGUUGGAUACUCCCUCAUGAUCGCCCCAGUGUACGUAGCCGAGCUCUCGCCUUCUUUGUCUCGAGGUUUCCUCACAUCCCUCCCAGAAGUCUUCGUCAGUAUUGGGAUCCUUCUGGGUUACAUCUCCAACUAUGCCCUAUCAGGUCUCUCUCAUGACAUCAGCUGGAGACUGAUGCUUGGUCUAGCAGCCUUGCCUGCAAUUGCAGUGGCAUUUGGUGUGCUUGCAAUGCCGGAGUCACCUCGCUGGCUGGUCCUGAAGGGAAGAUUUCGGGAAGCCAAGGAUGUUCUGUUAAGAACGUCAGAGACAAAAGAAGAAGCUGAAAUGAGACUUGCAGAGAUAUCGGAAGCUGCAAAAGCAAAUUGUUCGGGGACAGAGCAUGGACUAGAGGCUCGGAAAGCCAUGUUUGUGAGACCUUCUCGAGCUGUAUUCCGAGUUUUUGUUGCUGCAAUUGGGGUCAACUUCUUCAUGCAGGCUUCUGGGAAUGAUGCUGUGGUUUAUUAUACUCCACAAGUGUUCAAGGAGGCUGGGAUUCACUCUGAGAAGCAGCUUGUUGGUGUUACAAUUAUCAUGGGAAUCGCCAAGACUUGCUUUGCUUUGUUGUCUGCCCUGUUCUUGGACCGGGUCGGGAGGAGGCCCAUGUUGCUAUUGGGCUCAUUUGGCAUGGCAGUCUCUCUGUUUGGGCUGGGCCUGGGCUCUAAACUUCUAGAACACUGUGAUAGCAAGCCUGGAUGGGCCAUUGCAUUAUGUGUGGUUGCUCUGUGCUGCGCGGUCUCCUUCUUCUCUAUUGGGCUUGGGCCAAUAACAUGGGUGUACUCAUCAGAGCUAUUCCCAUUGAGGUUAAGGGCCCAAGGCUCGGGCUUGGCUGUUUCAGUGAAUCGGCUGGUGAGCGGGGUGGUGUCCAUGACAUUUCUCAGCAUAUCUGAGGAAAUAACAUUCGGGGGCAUGUUUUUGGCUCUUGGUGGGAUAACGGUACUUGCUACGAUUUUCUUCUAUUUCUUUCUGCCAGAGACCAAAGGUAAGAGCUUAGAGGAAAUUGAAGCUCUGUUUAAAGAUGACGAGGCUCGAUGAGAAUUACUUCGCGUCUGUGCCUUGAAAUAAAACUCAGCCUCUACAGCCCUGCACACACACCAAAGUGGAGAUAGCCACAGAAAAAAAGAUACAAAAGUGGUGUUCAAUGUGGAUAAGUAAAGAGGGAAAAAAUAAUGGCAGUUUCUAUUAUUACAUUCAAUAUAUAUAAUCAAGUUGUAAGCGUGAUGAUUGCUCGUGGUGGUAUUCUUUGGACAACUCUUGUAAUUCUUCAAGUGUACGGAUAACGUACAGAUUUUCCCUUUCA